UCCCGAAUAAUGUGCUCCCCCGUUCGUCGACGACCUUUUUCGUCGACCCUACUCUCCCAGACCUGGGGCCACCCCCUCAAUGCCCACAAUUGUAGUCCAGCCUGGGCUCCCAGCCAUCCAAGCUCUCAUAGUUAGGAGUCCCCCGGAGCUCGUCCUGUCUGGUCCUUUUAACUUGGAGUUGCUGACUGAGUUCACUUGCGGCGCUUCCCUUCCUUUCGCUCCUUCCUACUCCUCUCCGGUCUCCUCUUAGUGUGUAAUCUCCCAUCGUUCCUCCUAGUUGCAACAUCACCGUGGACUCUUCCAUCUCCUGUACAGUUCUCACUUGGACAUAGCUGUACAAUUUUUCUGUGAAAACGCAUUCGCGGUAAACCCGUCCCGAGCUGCUUGCGCCCGCCAUGUCUACCCGAAAGAGAAAGCAGGAAGCUGAGGAGGAGGAAGAGCUCCAGGCGCUUCCUAGUGACGAGAGUGAGGAAGAAGAAGAAUACGAAGAAACAGAGGGUUCUGAAGCUUCCGCUGGUUCUGAGGAGGAAGAAGAGGAAGAAGAAGAGCAAGUCGAAGAAGCUCCUCCAAAGCCAAAGAAGCGUCGGACAGCUGAGCCUGUAGAGGUUCCUGACGAAGAGGGCGAAGAGCUCGCUUUCGAAGAAGGAGAAGAAGGAGAGGAAGAAGGCGAAAAUGGUGGCGUCGUAGAAGUAGAGGAGGAAGAUGAGGAAGAGGAAGUCGAGGAAGAACCUACCGACACUGCAGCUAAAUCUGGACCCGCAGCCGCAGCUAAAGCGGCAAAGGAGAGCACCAUACCAAAGGAAAGUGAUCUCGAAGAGGUCGAAGGGGAAGAAGAAGAAUAAUGAGGACACCAGCCUGUUCUCAAGUCUUUUUUUUUGGUUUCGUCAGGAAAUUCUGAGUGAGCUGGUUUGAUGGACUCUUAUGCUCGCGUUAUCGUAAGAAAUUAAUAGAUAUAUAGCUAGUCUCUAUGGAAAUCCUUCUUGCUGUGGUCCAGAAUCAACGAAAACAUAGGUAGCCGAUCAAGGGUAGAAUGUAUAGCUUGCCGUUUUGGGCUUUGUUGGCGCCACUAUAUAAAAUGUAGAGAGAGCAAUUCUCGCCACAAAUGCGCUUUUAUUUGCAGGCAAAGGAAAUCAGGUAUCCGAUGAAUCUAGCCGAUUACAUAGUAUGCAAUAUAUCAAUCGCGGCAUGA
This is a messenger RNA of Xylona heveae TC161, 1189 nucleotides long. RefSeq lists its product as hypothetical. Bases 396 to 842 code for a protein of 148 amino acids. The record is from RefSeq and is a predicted model, not a curated record. The transcript has 3 exons. Lineage: Eukaryota; Fungi; Ascomycota; Xylonomycetes; Xylonales; Xylonaceae.